AGCAGCCAGCAAUGCAGCAGGUGCUGCUGGUGAUGACUUGGCCUGCUGGCCGUGUGCCAGAAUAAAAGGAGGAGGCCAGAAGGUUUCAGAGAUUGGCCGUUGCAUUGUGCAGGGCCAUGGCUGUGUAGGCAGCAGCCAUAGCUUUCUUACGACUUGCUGCUUCGACUAAUUGCCUGUAGCUAUCUAUCUACUAGCUAGCUAAGGUUAUUAGCUAGCUCUAGGUUACUAGCUAGCUAUAGCUGCUAGUGUAUCCGAGGUAGGAGAGCAGCAGGUAUGGGGAGGCCGCCGUGCUGCGACAACGGCGUCGGCGUCAAGAAGGGGCCGUGGACGCCGGAGGAGGACAUCGUCCUCGUCUCCUACAUCCAGCAGCACGGCCCCGGGAACUGGCGCUCCGUGCCCGAGAACACAGGGUUGAUGAGGUGCAGCAAGAGCUGCAGGCUGAGGUGGACGAACUACCUUAGGCCUGGGAUCAAGCGCGGGAACUUCACUCCUCAUGAGGAAGGGAUCAUCAUCCACCUUCAGGCGCUGCUUGGCAACAAGUGGGCAGCCAUAGCCUCCUACCUCCCUCAAAGAACCGACAACGACAUCAAGAACUACUGGAACACACACCUCAAGAAGAAGGUGAAGCGGCUGCAACAGCCAGCUGACACCUUCCAAACCGCUCCCUCCAAUGCAGUCACCAGUCCAAACUACUACAGCCCUACUACUAGCAGCAGCCACCACGGCCUUCAAGCAGGCCUUCAGCCCAUGAACAACUACCCGAACACCACCUGCACCAGUGCUCCGAGCAACAAUGAGACUGGUGCCAUCUCCAACCUCUUCCAGACAUGGAUGAGGCCAUCACCAGCAGCAGCAGCUAACUGCAAGGUCACCAUGCAAGAGUUUCAGGAAGAACAAGACGCUGCAGCUUCCAUCCUUUGCAAGGAUCAGAUUGUGAUGACCGGCGAUGUCAGUAAGUCAUCGGCAUUGGAGAUGGUGGUGGCGCCGGUGAUGGGAGCGAGCACUGCUACCUUCUCGCUGCUUGAGGAUUGGCUGCUCGAUGACAUGCCCGGGCAGGCCAUGGAUGGGCUCAUGGGCAUCUCUGCCGGCUGCUGUGCAGAUCCCAUCAUGUUCUAGUAGUUGUAUUAUCUUGGCUAUUAUAAGCUUCUCCCAAUGAGUCAUGCACUUGUAAUGUUUCCGGUAAUAAUAAGCCGUUUGUUUCCUCAAGGGAAAAAUCCUGGAGAUGAUCCUGUUAAUUUGGAGAUACUGUUAGUACGAAGGAUAUAAUAAUAAAAUGGUUUAGACUUCAGUACCAAGUUUGGGUAUUGAUUGCUUCUAUCA
Messenger RNA from Panicum virgatum (switchgrass), 1320 nucleotides. RefSeq names its product transcription factor MYB60-like. Bases 274 to 1116 code for a protein of 280 amino acids. The transcript has 3 exons. The record is from RefSeq and is a predicted model, not a curated record. NCBI's taxonomy places the organism in Eukaryota, Viridiplantae, Streptophyta, Magnoliopsida, Poales, Poaceae. Gene Ontology annotation, biological process: response to auxin.